Aspergillus fumigatus Af293 is the source of this 2373-nucleotide messenger RNA. Lineage: Eukaryota; Fungi; Ascomycota; Eurotiomycetes; Eurotiales; Aspergillaceae. The record is from RefSeq and is a predicted model, not a curated record.
AUGCCUGGUUUCGCGGAUUCAUUUUGGACACCGGACUAUGCUACCGGUCUUGGGGUGCUGUAUGGGAAACUCCAACAGGGUGUCACUGAAAACAGGCAGAUUCUCACUAUUGCGAGCUUGCGAGCGGAUGCGGAGGAGCAGUAUGGUCUCAAGCUAGGGGAGAUCGCGCCCAGCGUUGACCGCAUGACAGCAGGGUUUGCGAAAGACGAUGGGGCCAGCGUGAGAAAGGCGUAUGAAGGUGUUCGCUCGGAAAUGAUAGAGGCCUCCAAAAACCAUCAAAAGAUUGCAUCGAAUAUCCGUGAACUCGUUGUUUCCCCCUUCAGACGAUGGUGUGACCAGCACGAGGCUCGAAUUCAGAACUCCCAUGACGAUCUUCAGGCCCGGAUUAAGGAGCAUACAAAGCAGGUGGAACUUACCAAGAAGCUACGGAGCCACUACUUUAACAAGUGUCGGGUGGUAGAGGAUCUGGAAGAAGAAAACAAGUUGGCUUUCCAGGACCCUGAGACCAGUCCCAAGGUCAAGGCGACACCCAAGAUUGUUCUGCCGGAAGAACAAGCAGAGGAGGAGGAGCCGAUUGAGCUGGGAGAUCGAGUCUACGCCCCCGAGGACCUCAAGAAGCUCCUGACACACAUGCUUGAUAAUAUCAAGAUUGGGGAGGUCAAAGUGCCUAUCAUUGGAACUUAUCAGAAUACAUCCAACGGUGCUGAUAUCGUGGAGUAUAUUCAAAAGUACAUGAACGGAACCAGCAUCAGCUAUGCGGAGAGAAUCGGUCAGGACCUUGUUGAUAAUGGAUUUCUGCGCCUGGUGGGCAAUAUAGGCAGCACUUUCGCCAACAGCUCCAAGAUGAACUAUCAAUGGCGCCCAAAAGUGUUCCAGAUCACGGGAAUCCCCGAGAAAAAGAAGCCUCUGAUGCGCGUGACGUCGAUCGCGUCCAGUGAAGACGGCAGUGAAUCACCAAUUGCUUCCGUAUCAGAAAUGCUCGCGGGCUGGAAUCCUCUCAACAACCCACACCCGAAUGAGACUCCCGCUGAUAAGCUACGAAGGGAGGCACGCGAAGCCGAUGAACGGUACAGAGCCGCUGUGCGGAAACUGGAUCAGAUCAGAUGUAAGCUCGAAGAAGAAAUUGUGGAGAAUCUCCGCUUUAUGGAGCAGUGUGAGCUGGAUCGUCUCAAAGCGAUUAAGGCGGUCGUUCUCGACUUCUCAGGUGCCAUCAGCAACGUCAUUCCAAACUUGCAAAGCACCGUCGAUCACAUGAUGCUCUAUCAAGAGACAAUUCAGCCGCUGGGAGAUCUACGUUAUCUGCUGGAAAAUUAUCGUACAGGUGGUUUUGUGCCGCGGGUCCAGGCCUAUGAGAAUUAUUACGGGUCCGUUGAAGAUUCCCUUGUUUCUUCGCAAGUAUAUGAGAUUGUCAAGACUAUUUAUUCAACUACCGCUCAUGAAACGACGGAAGACGGACGAAUCAAAGUUUUGCAAAGCACCCUUGGUCAGCUUCGUCUCAACAACAUCGCAACACUUGACGCCAUCAUGACCCAUUUCACGCGACUUAUAGACCUAACAUCUGCCGAUGAGGCAUAUAUCUCCGCAUUGGCGCAAACACUGGCUCCCUGCAUCCUCCGUCCUCGUGUUGAGAACAGCCUUACGAUGAAUGAACGUCACAACUACCGUCUUAUACGUGACCUCUUCGCUCACAAGGAUGCUAUCUUCGGCGAGCUGAAACGUCAAUCGAGCGUCCUUGGAUUAGGCUCAACAUCCAAUCGCCCGCGUGCCAUUAGCACAGAUGAGAGCAACCGCCGUGCUGCAAUGGAGGCGAGGAACCGUGCUAUCGUAGACCGCAGUCGUGCCAAUAGCCCCGCUCCUCCCCGCAAGCAUCGGCGAGACCGCUCUAGUGGUGCUUCGGAGGCUGGACGGUUUCCAAUCCACGUCACCAGCCCGACCGAAAGGAAAGCAGCCACGAGGAGCAGUUUGGAAGUCCCGGCCAGCGCUGAAGCUCCCACAACAGGAGAGCAAUUCACAACCGUGAACAUCCAGGCCAACGAUAGCGCCACUAAUGGCACAUCCAGCGACUCUCCAGCCUCUGCCGUCGCCGGGGAGAAUACCUCCUCAGAAUCAUCUAGUCCUCCGCCUGCAGGUAACUCCGACGGCUCUCCGACGCCUACUCCCACGCCCGGCUAUGUGACAGCUCCGGGCGAGCCGGAAAAACGUAGCUCGAUUCCACGCUCUGGCGCUAUGUUCAACCGCAAACCCGGUCUCGGCAACCGAUCCAGCUUCCCCGCGGUUGCAAGCGCGGAAUCAGAACCGGACAGCAAGCGGAACAGCCUUGCUGAAAGCGAACCCAAAGGCGUGACCUUGGAGGAUAAGCCUAUGGAUGAUUAG